CCUCAUUCGAGCUCUUCCUGCUGCGUGCACGGACGUCAUAGCACAAGAGUCGUUAUGUGAACGGUUUACGGUCAUACUUGACAGAUAUCAAGAACAACCGCAUCUCUUGGAUCCACAUUUAGGGGAUCUGGUGUGCAGAUUGUUGGACAUGGGACGAGAUGUGAAUUCUCAUCCAGUUCUGAUGCAUCAGGCAUUUAAAUAUCUGUACAUUGUUACUAAGGUUCGAGGCUACAAAUUCAUUCUAAGACUUUUCCCACACGAAGUAACCGACCUUGAACCGGUUCUAUCUCUACUACAACAGCAAGACGACUCGGAUUGUCAAACAUGGGAGACUCGUUACAUGUUACUACUGUGGCUCUCUUUGCUUGCCAUGGUACCCUUUGAUAUGGUCCGGUUCGAUGGAAGUGGCACCGACGGACGUUGUCAGAGAGCACCAGUAGUGGACAGGAUGUUGGAGUUGGCUAAAAGAUACUUACAAGUCACAGACAAGUCACGUGAUGCAGCAGCUCUGUUGCUAGCUAAGUUUGUAACACGACCUGAUAUGAGUCGGCGUAGACUACCAGAAGUGUUAAAUUGGCUUCUCCACAUUUUGAUGAACUCCGACUGCCAGACGAUGUCCGGAAUGGUUGCUAUGCAUGGAUCACUGAUGUCAAUGAGUGCGAUGUUCAAGCAUGGAAGAAGGGAGGAUCUGCUGGCACACGCUCCAUCAGUGUUGACGUGUCUGUCUACUUCGAAUGUGUUUCGUCUAUUCAACACUUUGCUGAAGAAAUUGGCAGUGAAACUUGUUCAGAGGUUAGGGCUUGUGUUUUUGAAAGCGAAAGUUCCUGCGUGGCGGUAUCAACGAGGGCAGCGAUCGCUGGCUGAAAAUUUGGCUCCUGAGUUGGUAGACCAAUUAAAGACAUCAGAGAAUGGACACGCGCAACAAGUUUCAGAUGAUGAUGAAUACGACAUUCCACAGGAGAUAGAGGACAUUUUAGACCACCUCUUAUUUGGUCUAAAAGAUCCAGACACAAUAGUUCGUUGGUCAGCAGCCAAAGGAAUUGGUCGAAUAACUGGACGUCUUCCUAAGGAGUUGGCUGAUGAGAUUAUAACAUCUGUCCUUGAGUGUUUUAGUUUGCAGGAAAGUGAAGGCUCAUGGCAUGGUGGUUGCUUGGCACUGGCCGAACUUGGGAGAAGAGGUUUAUUACUUCUACACAGAUUAGGAGAAGUUGUUCCUGUUGUACUACGAGCUUUAACAUACGAUGAAAGACGCGGAUCGUUCAAUGUUGGUGCUGCAGUAAGGGAUGCUGCAUGUUAUGUCUGUUGGUCGUUUGCUCGAGCGUACGAUCCUAAAGAAAUCAAACCGUAUGUGAACCAAAUAGCAAGCUCGAUGAUCAUUACUGCUGUCUUUGAUCGGGAAGUCAACUGUAGACGAGCGGCUUCAGCUGCAUUCCAAGAAAAUGUGGGAAGACAGGGCACGUUUCCUCACGGCGUUGACAUCUUGACUGCUGCCGACUACUUCGCUGUUGGCAAUAGGAAUAAUGUUUAUUUGAAUGUCAGUGUCUACAUUGCUCAGUUUCAUGAGUAUACGCGCCCUUUGAUUGAUCAUCUUGUUGAUAUCAAGUUGAGACACUGGGACAGUGCUAUUCGUGUGCUUGCGGCUCAAGCACUGCAUAACUUAACUGUUAGAGAUCCGGAGUACAUGGCAAGUGUUGUGAUUCCCAAGUUGCUUGUUGAGGCUGUUGGCAUAGACAGAAAUGCAAGACACGGUAGUUUGAUAGCCAUAGGAGAGAUCACUCACGCUUUAUCAAUCCACACAUCAAAUAAAGACAAUCAUUUCCAGUGUGUUGUUAGUGAAGAUUAUUUGAGUCAGAUGAAAAGCAUAGUGAACAAGAUGGUUGAUGCUAAACUGUUCAGGGGCAUUGAAGGCGAGAUGAUGAGAUUUGCAGUGUGUCAAUAUAUUCAGAAACUCUCACUUGCUCGUGUGCCAUUCCACGAUGAUCCAGUAAUAGGAGUCUGGCAGGCUGUUUUAGAUGACAAUAUUCCUCAUAUUGAUCACGACGACCCGUGGAUUCAGAAAGCAGCUGUUGAUGCGUUUGAAGUGUUUUCUGUCGAGUUCUAUUCAAGUGAUGACUGCAGGGCAGUUGCAGGUGAUGUUGUUGAUCGGUACAUAGAGAAGUUGCAAAGCUCAAUUGAUUUUGAAAGGAUGGGGUUUGCUCUGGCUCUCGGUGCAAUGCCAAAGUGUAUGCUGGUUGGAAAGUUGGACAAGGUGGUUUACGGGCUUAUCGAAGCUACUAAAUCACUCACUAACAAGGACCAAAACGCAUUGUUUACUGAAGCUCGAAGAGAUGCUCUCAAAGGCUUAACAAGUAUCUGCUCGACUGUUGGUCUAAGUGUGAGUGAUCCCGGAUGUCUACACAGAGAUCACGUCACUGCCAUUUUUGGCUCAAUGCUGUCGGCUCUAGAGAACUACACGAUGGACAGUCGAGGAGAUGUGGGUGCAUGGGUACGUGAAGCAAGUAUGUCAGGUAUAGCGACCUUGAUAGAGCUGACUGUGCAGUCUGUUCCUGAUUGGUUUACAGCUGAUCUAUGUCGACAGAUUGUGUGCUGCUUUGUACAGCAAAUCAAUGAGAAAAUAGAUCGAACUCGUGCUCACGCGGGAAGCAUCUUUCUGAAGCUUCUGCAUUCAACGAGUCCUGUAGUACCACAUGUACCACAUCGGAAGGAGCUAGAAAUGUUAUUUGCAGUUUGUGAUCAAGACGCACUAAAUUGGGCUGCUCCUUCAGAAUCGUUCCCCAAAUCAGUUCAAUUGCUGUCUCUUCCUACCUAUCAAUACUCAGCAUUACUCGGCUUAAUCGUCAGUGUCGGUGGACUGACGGAAUCACUAGUUAAUCAUUCAAGCUCAUCUUUUCUUCAGUAUCUGAAGCAAAUCUCCUCCAGUGUUCACGAAAUGCAUCAGUUCAUGGAAACCUUACUGAGUAUCUUCACAAAUCAUCAUAAGGACGACAGAGUGACAAUUCCCUUCUUCAAGACUGUUGAUCUCCUCUUCUCAAGUUCGGCAUUAAACAUUCUACUAACAGACAGCCAAGACACAUUUUCACUACGUUUGUUCAAUCUGUGCAAAGAUGAAAUAGCUGGAAGCGGCGAUGCCAAGAAAAUAAUUGCCAGCAUCAGCGUUUUCUGUGGUUUGAUUGCUUUUUCUGGUGCUGUUCGACGCAAAACGAUCGAACGAUUGUUGAUCUUUCUAUGUCACAAGUAUCCUCGGGUUCGUACGGCCACUGCUGACCAGUUGUACGUCGCACUGCUGACGUUUGAUGAUGCUAUACCUGAUGGUUGUCAUGACGAUGUCAUGACAAUGUUGAGUGAAACGCUAUGGAACUCGAGUGUGGAAACUGUCAGACCCAUUCGGAACAAUUUAUGUGACAUUUUUGGCAUACCGAAGCCGAAGGCAAAGCGCAUUGUGUCUACAGUCAAGGCGUCUAGUAAUUCGAAUGAUGAAAUGGGAUAUAAAGAUCUGGUUGAUCGGGUUGGAUAUUAAGAACUACCGACGAAGGAAUGACUGUCUAGCUGUGGUAUGUCGACCAUGUUAUGCAUGUGGCAUAUCAAUGUUCUGGGACGAUGGAACUCACUGAUUUAUGUUCAAUGAGAACCAGCUUAUUCUGAUAUGUAGAGCAGA
Messenger RNA from Corticium candelabrum, 3655 nucleotides. Its product is annotated as tubulin-specific chaperone D-like. NCBI's taxonomy places the organism in Eukaryota, Metazoa, Porifera, Homoscleromorpha, Homosclerophorida, Plakinidae. Gene Ontology annotation, molecular function: GTPase activator activity; beta-tubulin binding. Gene Ontology annotation, cellular component: lateral plasma membrane. Bases 149 to 3517 code for a protein of 1122 amino acids. The transcript has 46 exons. The record is from RefSeq and is a predicted model, not a curated record. Gene Ontology annotation, biological process: post-chaperonin tubulin folding pathway; adherens junction assembly; bicellular tight junction assembly.